This is a messenger RNA of Aspergillus brunneoviolaceus CBS 621.78, 234 nucleotides long. RefSeq lists its product as uncharacterized. The record is from RefSeq and is a predicted model, not a curated record. NCBI's taxonomy places the organism in Eukaryota, Fungi, Ascomycota, Eurotiomycetes, Eurotiales, Aspergillaceae. Bases 1 to 234 code for a protein of 77 amino acids. The transcript is spliced from 2 exons.
AUGCAGAUUGCUUGCGGCCUUGACAAACUUCAGAUCCUCCAUUCCGUCCCCGAGGUACCAAUGUUAAACCGCCUUGACGCGGAAAAGUCGAGCAAAGGCAUGGCCCACGCGGUUGAGGAUCUCCUGGAGUACCGUCGAGUUGCCAUGAGUAAUUCGAGCUCUACGAUUGCUGCUUUGGAUGUGCUUCAUCUGAUCCUCGAUCUCUCGCAUGGAGAUCCGUCCCCGACUGGCUAG